This is a messenger RNA of Botrytis fragariae, 978 nucleotides long. RefSeq lists its product as uncharacterized. The record is from RefSeq and is a predicted model, not a curated record. Lineage: Eukaryota; Fungi; Ascomycota; Leotiomycetes; Helotiales; Sclerotiniaceae. Bases 1 to 978 code for a protein of 325 amino acids. The transcript has 4 exons.
AUGGCCAGCUCACAAAGAUCACUGGGACAAUCAGAAGGAUCAGACGGAAAAAUAGUUGGAUGGGCUCAGGAAUCGGAAUCAGAAGUUGUGGAACUCGCAAAUACGAGUGAAAAAGAUUGGUCUGAACGAGACCUGUCAGAGCUGGGAGAGAAUAUGAUGAGGACUUUGGCCAGGGCUAUUGACCCUGUUUUAUUAUCUUUAGUUCUAGAAUAUUAUCUCAACGCAUCUCAAAGUGCUACUACAGCACCUUUAUCUGUUGGAAAGAUACCAUCGAAUCCACUGGCACACCCUAUACACUCUCCCAAAGUUGGCAGUCAGUUAGGGCUAUUGACCUUGACAGCUCUAAUGAAUUGGAAUAUUCCAAAGUUUGCUCUUACAACCAGUAUGACGGCAAAGACUGAGAUGAUUCAGUUUCGAGGUACGAAGAUUGCUGCAUCAGAUACACUGAAGCGCACAUAUUCCACUCUCGAAAAGCCUGACACGAAGCUUAAGCUAUCAGAAAAAAACUCCAAGGCAAAGGCCAGAAGUCUUAAGAAUCUUCCUCCGAAAGAGUUCAAGGUACCGCCAACACGUUCUGCGCUUCCUCGUUCGAGAAAAUCUACAUCGUUCCAACCUGAGUCGGACUUUCCCGAAAGUCAAGAGGCGCGAAGUUACACUUAUAGGAGAGAGAAGAUUGUGGCAUCACUAAAGACUCUUAAGCUUAUCAUUACGAGCUCAGACAAGGCAGACGCCACACGGUACGAAGUGGUCGAUUCUGAAUGGGCAUUAUCUGAAUUUACACUAUUUCGAGUCAUAGUCUACGACAAACCCUAUCCAAUAGAGCAACCUGAUAGAUUGAAGAUAGUUAUCAGGGACGAGGAUGCGAUUACUGUCAAGUGGAAUGAAGUGAUCGGUGACUAUGCCAGACGAAGCAAGCCACCGGCACUUGUUAUCCAGAGCUGGGGAUUAGACUCUGUUUUCAAAGCACUCGGACUAUGA